Physeter macrocephalus (sperm whale) is the source of this 1048-nucleotide messenger RNA. It is a transcript of the gene MZB1, whose product is annotated as marginal zone B and B1 cell specific protein. The record is from RefSeq and is a predicted model, not a curated record. Gene Ontology annotation, biological process: regulation of B cell proliferation. The transcript has 4 exons. NCBI's taxonomy places the organism in Eukaryota, Metazoa, Chordata, Mammalia, Artiodactyla, Physeteridae. Gene Ontology annotation, cellular component: endoplasmic reticulum chaperone complex; extracellular region. Bases 273 to 836 code for a protein of 187 amino acids.
AGGUCCCAGGACAUGAGAGGUAUCAGCCCCCAUGUGUCCUCACCCAGGCCCAGCCCCUCUCCUUGCCUCAUUGGCUGGAGCCGGGGUCCCACGAGAGGAGGUGCGCGAGCGGUGUCUCCAGGGCCCUGGAGGAAGGGAGAGAACGGGAGGGUGAGGUGUCGGUUCCCCAUUGGUCUGGGGCAGGCUCUCUGCAGCAACCCCCACUGCGCGUACACAAGUACACCCCUGCACCCCAACCACAGCCCCUGCUCGCUGAGCCAGCUCCACAGACCAUGAGGCUGUCGCUGCUGCUGCUGCUGCUGGGGGCCUGGACCAUCCCAGGGGGCCUUGGGGACAGGGCCCCGCUCACAGCCACCGCCCCCGAGCUGGACGAUGAAGAGAAGUUCUCAGUUCACAUGCCUGCUCACCUGCGCUGUGACGCCUGCAGGGCGGUGGCCUACCAGAUGUGGCAGCAUCUGACAAAGGCAGAGGCCAAGCUUCCCACCCUGGACUCCGGGGGCCGUAGCAAGCUGAGCGAGUCGGUAUACACAGACGUCCUGGACCGGAGCUGCUCCCAGACCUGGCAGGACUACGGAGUUGGAGAAGUGGACCAGGUGAAACGUCUCAUGGGCCCAGGACUUAGGAAGGGGCAGGAGCCGAGCAUCAGUGUGAUCAUCAUGGGGGCGCCGUGGCCCACCAGGCUCUCCAAGACAUGCUUUCACUACCUGGGGGAGUUUGGAGAAGACCAGAUCUAUGAAGCCCACCAACAAGGUCAAGGGGCCCUGGAGGCAUUGCUGUGUGGAGGCCCCCGGGGGGCCUGCUCAGAGGAGGCACCAGUCACAAGGGCAGAGCUCUAGUCCAACUCCUCCUUCCCCUUCCUGGUCAGCCCCUAAAGGGAGCUGGGCUUCCUCUGGAUCUGUCCCCUCCUUUCUGCAGGCUGCCUGGAGCGCCGGGAGGCCUUGUUCUUCUGUGCUGCCACUCUCCCUCCCUCCUCCAGCUUCUGGGCCCUGGGGCCUGGGGGGCGGCCAAGGCCUUCCCCUCUGGCCUCAAAUAAAACCAGUGACCUCGA